Molecule: messenger RNA, 1916 nt
Organism: Sitodiplosis mosellana (orange wheat blossom midge)
Lineage: Eukaryota; Metazoa; Arthropoda; Insecta; Diptera; Cecidomyiidae
Product: annexin B11
Exons: 8
Coding region: 139-1584 (481 amino acids)
Cellular component (GO): cytoplasm
Molecular function (GO): calcium-dependent phospholipid binding; calcium ion binding
Source: RefSeq, a predicted model, not a curated record
CAUCAUCAUUCAAUUAGGUAAUAGCUAGACAAAUAACAACACAAAGUCAUUCAAUACUUGCAAUUCGACUGUAACAUCAGUUUAUUUUUCAAUCGAUUAUUUUUUCUUGACAUUCAUCGCAAAGCAGACAUCAACAAAAUGAGUUAUCCAUUUGGCUCGGGCAUGCCAUCACUUCCAAACUCGAACUCGUCACCUUAUCCUUCCUAUCCAAGACAAACAAAUCCAUCGAUGCCAAUGCCUGGCUAUCCAGCACAAGCGAUGCCACAAGCUCCACCAUUCGGAGCUGGUUUUGCACCGCAACCGUCAAGUGCAUAUCCAAAUAUGCCACCGCCUAGCGCAUAUCCAAAUAUGCCAUCGAUGCCCAUGCAAAAUGCCUAUCCAAGCAUGCCACACCAUGCGCCUCCAAGCGCCUAUCCAAGUGCAUAUCCGAGCUCUACAACAGUCUAUCCACCAUCAAAUCCAAACGCAUCACAUAUUCCAAAUUCACAUGUUUUACCUCCUCAACAACAAGGUUAUUCGGGUUAUGGUUAUCAACAAUCGUCGGGUCCAUCAUAUCCAAAUGUUAGCAAUAUGGCAGCAUGUUUUUCACAAAUGCAAGGUCAUAUUAAGGAUGUUCGUCGGUCCAAGGGAAAUCCAACGUUGGUUCCAGCCCAGAGCUUCGACCCAGUUGUCGAUGCACAGGCAUUGCGAAAGGCAAUGAAAGGAUUUGGUACCGAUGAGGAUGGAAUCAUUAACGUUAUCUGCCGACGAUCAAAUGAACAAAGACAAAUCAUUCAACGUACGUACAAAACCAAUUUCGGAAAGGAUUUAAUUGAAGACAUUCGCUCCGAAACCAGUGGAAACUUUGAGAAUUUAUUGGUGGCUUUAUUGACACCAAUUGUCGACUUUUACGUCAAAGAAUUGCACGAUGCGAUGGCCGGUAUCGGUACCGACGAAGAUGUUCUUAUCGAAAUGCUGUGCACAAUGUCCAAUUAUGAAAUUCACACUAUAAAGCAUGCUUACGAAAGAAUUUAUGGCAAAAGUUUGGAAAACGAAUUGAUGUCGGAGACUUCGGGCAAUUUCAAACGGCUUUUGGUUUCAUUGUGCGCUGGUGGUCGCGACGAAAGUGGUGUGGUCGAUCAUGAUGCUGCCACUCGUGACGCAACUGAACUGUUACGUGCUGGUGAAUUGCGGGUUGGCACUGAUGAGAGUACAUUCAACAUGGUGUUCUGCCAACGCAAUUUUGCUCAAAUCAAACUGAUUUGUGAGAAAUACCAGCAAAUGACGGGCCAUGGCCUCGAGAAAGCAAUCAAAAAUGAGUUCAGCGGCGAUAUUAUGGAUGGUUUGAUUGCAAUUUUACAGUGCACCACAAAUAAAGCUGAAUUCUUUGCCAGUCGCUUGCACAAAAGCAUGGCAGGCAUUGGAACGAAUGAUACGCAAUUGAUUCGUUUGAUAGUGACCCGGUGUGAAAUCGAUUUGAACGACAUCAAAGUCGCUUUUGAACGCUUGUACGGCAAAAGUUUGCGCAGCUGGAUAAAGGGGGACACAUCAGGUCAUUACAAGCAUGCCUUGUAUGCACUCAUUGGUGAAAAUCGUUCAUCAUAAAUUCAAACAGUUUGAUUUCAUACGGAACAAAACAAUUUAUAUGUUAAUAUCACAAUCUUUUUUCAUUCUAUUUCAAUCUUUGAUAUAUAUUUUAACACUCCAAGUAUUUUGUCGUACAAAAAGUGUAAUUUUUGAUAAUGAAAACAAAAAUUCAGAAGCGAAAAAACACAUUCAAAAUUUAGCGAUAAUUGAAAUGGUACAAGAACCUAUCUGUUUCAGCACAAUCCAUUAUUAAAUUCAUAAAUGUUUGUCGAUUUAUAUUUCUUAUAUUCAAUUUUAAAUUUAAAAAAAGGCUAAUAUGAAUACAAAUACCAACUUUAUUAUUCACUUUA